This is a messenger RNA of Pelobates fuscus (common spadefoot toad), 2210 nucleotides long. It is a transcript of the gene WNT9A, whose product is annotated as Wnt family member 9A. The record is from RefSeq and is a predicted model, not a curated record. Gene Ontology annotation, cellular component: extracellular region. The transcript has 5 exons. Gene Ontology annotation, biological process: multicellular organism development; canonical Wnt signaling pathway; neuron differentiation. The coding region runs from base 82 to 1287 and encodes 401 amino acids. Lineage: Eukaryota; Metazoa; Chordata; Amphibia; Anura; Pelobatidae. Gene Ontology annotation, molecular function: frizzled binding; cytokine activity.
CUAUAAGUACAGGCUCAGGGCAGGCAGCAGCCCAUCAGAAAACUACAUCAACGAAAUGCUCAGCCCUGGAGUGGGAACAAAAUGCUGGAUGGACACCACUUUCUGGGAUGGCUGUCAUUGGUAUUUAUAGUCCUCAACUCCAUUGGCUCCACAGCUGCUUACUUUGGAAUUCGAGCCCCUAUGCCCCCGCGUGCCCAUACAGGAUUGCCUGCGGAGGGGCAGAAUACUGGCCAGAGACUACACCCCUUCGGGUCUUUUGAAGAAGCAUCAAGCCACGGAACGUACGUCCGAACGCUGACAGGAAAUGAGCCAUUGACCAUCCUCCCUCUGACCUCAGAAACGGAGGAAGCUGCUGUCCAAAUCUGUGACCGGCUGAAGCUUGAACGAAAGCAACGCAAGAUGUGCCGACGUGACCCUGGCGUAGCAGAGACCCUCAUAGAGGCUAUUAGCAUGAGCGCGCAAGAGUGCGAGUACCAGUUUCAUUUUGAACGUUGGAACUGCACUCUGGAGGGGAAAUACAGAGCCAGUUUACUUAAAAAAGGUUGUAAGGAAACAGCGUUCCUUUAUGCCAUCUCCUCUGCGGGUCUCACCCAUGCCAUGGCUAAAGCAUGCAGCGCUGGGCGCAUGGAACGCUGCACGUGUGACGAGGCGCCUGACUUGGAGAAUAAGGAAGCCUGGCAAUGGGGCGGGUGUGGGGAUAACUUGAAAUACAGCAACAAGUUUGUCAAAGAGUUUCUGGGGAAGAAGAACAGCAAAGAUCUUCGAGCACGAGUGGAUUUACAUAACACUAAUGUGGGAAUCAAGGUAAUAAAAGCUGGUGUUAAGACCACUUGCAAAUGUCAUGGCGUAUCGGGAUCUUGCACAGUACGCACGUGUUGGAGACAACUUUCGCCAUUUCAUGAAAUUGGAAAACAACUAAAGCUAAAGUAUGAAACUUCAUUAAAAGUAGGAAGUACCACCAAUGAGGCCAAUGAAGCAACAGGAGAUGGAGAAAUUGCUCCACCAAAAAAGCCCAUUGCGGGCCACAGUGACCAAAUUCCAAGGACUACAGACUUAAUUUAUAUGGAAGACUCUCCAAACUUUUGUAAAAUGAGCAAGUUUUCUCCUGGGACCUUUGGGAGGAGGUGUUACAAAGAAAAAAACUGUGAAAGCCUUUGCUGUGGCCGAGGACAUAAUACUCAGAGCAAAGUGGUAACCAGACCGUGCCAGUGCCAAGUCCGCUGGUGCUGCUAUGUGGAGUGCAAACAAUGCACACAAAGAGAAGAGAUUUACACCUGUAAAGAUUAGCCAAUGUAUGUAGACUAUGUUGCAAUAUGAGUCCAUAAACAGCAGAUGGAGACAAACAGGGUUUGAUUGACAUUAUGGAUCUAAAACUAUAUUCAGACACACGCACUUCGCAGGGUACCGAAGACCCGAACGUGUUGCUGUUUUGGUUUUGUAGGCUGAGCUGGAAUCUAUCCUUAAUAUUAUUAAGUGCCUAUGUAGAUAGUGGACAUUCUUUCUUAAUGUUACUUUUGUAUUGGUCCUUUCAAUUCUCACCAGCUUCUUCAAACAUUUAGGUUCUGUAAUGACGACAAAGUUUAACAUCUAAAUUACACCUGGAUUUUUGACUGGAGACAUAAACUUAUUUUUUUUUUUUGGUAGCAUAUAACUGGAGAGAAAAGAGAACAGUUAUUUCUCUGUGUGGACAUUUCAUCCAGUUAGGCCUUUGGGUGUUUGCAAGAAAAACAAAUAUAUUUAUCAGUUUGUUUGUUUUUUACUUUCGUUCUUUCUUUCUUUCGUUUCUUUUUUUUUGUGCAAAACUCUUGUUUAGUAUGCAUUUAGAAGAAAAAACAAACAAACAUACAAAACCGAAUUACAACUUUGGUCUUGUAUUACGCUAGGAGAAUAUACUUUAUUAAUUAAACAUUGAACUGCAGAUCUUAUCACUUUAUAGACGAGUAAAGAUCAAAAGUCUUUAGAUUUCAGAAUCUGCAAAUUCAAAUACCUUUUUAUAGCACUAUCACUGUCUCAAAAACCACUAGAAUUUUUUUAUUUUUCAUUGUAUAAAUAUAUAAAUAUAUAGACGUAUAUAUUUUGCUUUUCCCUUGAUUAAAACUAUGCCCACAAGGGUUACUUAAACAAACUCUCUAUUAUAGAGUCCUAUUGUGAUGACCCUGAUUUAUAUUCCAAAUAUUUGCUUGUUAGCGUUCAUCGGAAAAAAACAAAAA